GCACUUCUGUUCCGGCUGCCUGUGACGGCUGCGCAGAGGCAUGAGCUGAUCGAGAAGCUGGCUGGACAAGGCAUCUACAAGCGGUCUCAGCUGGAGUAUGGCGAGUUCAAGGACACCUUAGAAGACUUUGAGGCCGUCGCACGAAAGAUGUUUGAGGAUGAGCAGGCAGCGGCCAAGAGGGACAAUCUGCGGAGAAGCCAGCCAAACCAGAUCCAGCGGCACGACGUGAUGCAAGAUCAGCUUAAUGAGAACGGUGCCGCGCAGCAGGCAUCGCAACAACUCUCUGGCCAGCUCGAGUGGCUCACCAAACAGGCCGAAAAAGAAGGACACCACAGGCUCAAAGAGAAGACCAACGAGAUGCUCAAGACGUUGCAAUUGAAGAUCGAGCCCUCUCUCCGACAACAGGCAAAGCAAAUCACCACAGACCUUCAGGCCACAGAUGUCGCAGAUGCGGAUGAGAGAGCAGGAAAAUUGGAGUUCAAGGAAGUCAGAUCCGGCGGAACCGUGAACUUGAAAGACCUUUCUGAGCGGCUUGGCCUCUUCCGUGGACUGGACCUCUACGGUGCUAUUGGUGACACUAUGAAGAGCCCCGUGGUUGAAGUCAAGACUGACGAGUCCGCCGCCUUUGACUCCAUGGUGCCUUUGAUUCCGGACGAGGAGACAUCUGAGAUGACCGUGCAGUGUGAAUCCGCACAGGCCAUGUCCAGCGUUGAGCGGUUCGUUGCCACCUGGGGCACCUCCUCCUUCGACAGCACUCGCAGUGAGCUCAAUGCCGCAAUCAGCGCUUCCGCGCUGGGUGCCGAGUUCGAAUUCGGUGGAAGCUACAGCAACGAAAAGAGCAAAGGCAGAAGCAGCACCAAGCAGGACUCCGACACCAAAGAGAAGAAUAGGGAGACAAAAACCUUCCAGAAGAUCCGAUACUACAGCGAGCCCAGAGCACUGGUCAAGAUUCCACCUGAGAUGUUGGAGCCGACUGAGGCCUUUCGGACGGCUCUGAGAGACGCAUCAAAUGAAAUCAAACGGGUGCAGAAGUCUCAUCCAGAUCCUGGACACCGGACGCCUUUGAGAAGGCAAAACUUACGCAAAUGGGAUGAUGAAGCGCAGGAGCUUCGCACGAUCGUGACGCCCAUUCUUGAAGAGUUUGGCUCCCACAUUUGCACCAACGUCCUCCUCGGAGGAUAUUGGAAGGUCAAAGCCAAGUUCUCCAGCGAUUCCAAGACUUCUGUGAACGAAGUGUGCGCAAUGGCCACUGAGGCGAUAGAGCAAGCUGCGGCCUCGAGUAGCGGCAUGAACGUCGGCGCCUCCACAGGAAGAGGUGCAGCGGGGAUGCUUGCAAGAUUCAUGGGCGUCCCGAGCGGCAGCGCAGAAGCGUCCUUUGGGCAUUCGAAGAAGCAACAGAAAUCGGAGGACAGUGCCAGUGCACGCACCAACAGGGAAGAAGAAAGUGCGCAGAAGUCAGUGAUGGAUGUCACGCAGGAGUGGAAGGGUGGCAUCAGCGGUGCUUCUGCCUCAGAAUGGCGGCAAAGCCUCUACGACAGCCAGAAUUGGAAGCUGAUUGACCGACAUGUGGAUGAGUGCUUCGGGGUUUGGGAGUGGGUCGACGAGAGUUACGCUGACAAUCUUGCCACGGAAAUGAAAGCAGCAUGGGCGGACAGAUUUGUUGACAGUCUCGACUGGGGGAUGAAGGAUGAGGCCAAACAGCAGAUCAAAGAGGCCUUGUCCAAACACUAUGAGGGCAGUCUCUUUGUGCACCUCCAACAUGCGUGCAACGAGAUGAAUGGAGUGCUCAGCAAGAGAACACGGAGUUGUGUCACCUUUGAGUCGUCGGAUUGGAAAAUCAUCAACUACUUCCCCAACAAUCAACAUUUCGAAGAGCUUCGGCUGCAUGCGUUUGCUCACGCCGGCUGCAAACAGGAGAAUCAUGGCUUCACGGGCGGCAUGGCCGAGGGCUUCCUUUUCAAAGACGAACACACCGAGCCUGUAUACAAGCAGAGCGAGGAGAGGACUUGGGGAGCCUGGCUUCUGAGCUGGUGGGACAAGGAGGUAAUUCGAAAACCCGAAGGAACACAGUCAGGGAAGGCCGUGUCCUUUGCGAUGAGAUGUAUUCGCGGCACCGGCUUGAAGCAGUUUCCCAAAGAGAGAAUCCCAACAACUGUUGCGGAGACGGACUUGAAGAGCGCUUUUGCAGUCUAUGACCAGGCGCAAAGUGCUUGCCACAACCGGAACUUCGCAGCCGGCAUCGCCUUGGGAGAGCUGGGUCUCUUAUGCUUCGAGCCUGAGAUUGUCCAUUAUGAGUACCUGCUGCUGAAUACAAUCCCGGCAAAUGACGUUAUGACAAAGUUGUCCAUGGCAGCUGCGGCCUGGUGCAGAGAGAAGUCUUGGGACACCGGAUUCCCCAUCGCUUUCCAUGAAACCCUGAAUCAGGGUGAUGCAAACGCGAACAAGCUCAAUUCUGCGGUCCUGAACAUGGCCUGCCUCGGGCUGAAGUUGCCCCCGAGGCACGACAUGAGCAAACGAAAGCACCGCAGAUUCGAAGUAACCACGUCGACUACGACGACAACGAAGUCCACUACGAGAACUACCACCACCACUACCACAACCACCACCACAACUACCACCACAACUACCACCACAACCACACCAACCACAACCACACCAACCACAACCACAACAACGACAACAACAACCACCACCACAACCACGACAACGACAACAACAACUACGACGACCACAACCACGACAACCACUAG
Symbiodinium pilosum is the source of this 2750-nucleotide messenger RNA. The record is from the annotation of a GenBank genome assembly. Lineage: Eukaryota; Dinophyceae; Suessiales; Symbiodiniaceae.